This is a messenger RNA of Colletotrichum gloeosporioides, 3036 nucleotides long. RefSeq lists its product as uncharacterized. Lineage: Eukaryota; Fungi; Ascomycota; Sordariomycetes; Glomerellales; Glomerellaceae. The transcript has 3 exons. The record is from RefSeq and is a predicted model, not a curated record. The coding region runs from base 1 to 3036 and encodes 1011 amino acids.
AUGAGCCCCCCGCCACCAGAAAAGGGCAAGGCUCAGGAAUCGAAAGGCAGCAGCAGAAGCAAUCGCAAUGCGUCUCCCGAUGCGACAGACAUCAGUUCGGAAGGUGGGAAUGCUGGCCCGGACCUCUCCGUUUUCGACCCGGAAUUCGCGAGCGUUGAACCACAGCAUCCACAAGUUGGCCAAUCCGAGUCGGCCGCAAGUCCGAAGACAAAACUCGAAGAGCAAAAUCGAAGACCGCGCUUUGAGGAUACUGUUCCUCACUCUUCCGACAGCGAAACUAUGGCCACACGUCAAGCAUCUAAUGCCAGCACACCGAGUGAGGCAGCCGUCAAAAACGAAGAUUCUUCCAAUGAAGAGGGCUCAUCCAGUACUCACGAUGAAGACCCUGAUGGAAAUGAGGACCCUUCAGAGACUGUACAGCAAAUGAUGGUCGACAGUGUCAUGACCUCGUUCAUGGACUGGCUUGAUGUCAAGCUGAAGGUGAAAGGAGAGGAGGAGAAGGAAGAUCUGUCGAGUCUUCCUUUACUGGGGGCACCUCAACCCAUGACCGAGGGCCUGAACUCAACCCUAAGUCCUCGAUUCACAGCUCCAAUGCCAGUCCCAACGGGUUUCGCUCCAUUAAAACCCUUGACUGGUGCCUUUGGCUCCGGUCAAACUUCAGGCACGGACAAGGCGGCAGAAAGUUACACACCGGCGGAGGACGCCAUCAUCAUACAUGAGAAGCAAAGCAGCAGUGAAAGUCUGGAGCUUUCGAAGAAAGGAGAAAGAGCAGAAGACAUCGAGAGGAAAAGAACGAAGCUGGGAGAGCUCAGAGCGACCAGAGAAGGCCUAAGAAGUGACAGAGAUACCCCCAAGGAGUCUCUUGUCCAGUCCUUGGUCGGUACCUCGUCGACUACAACAUCGUACUCAGCUUCAUCCCGGGACGAGCCCAGGAGACUCCGACGUUCGUCAAGACCAGUGGAUACGCAGUCUGCACUGAGAGCCCUUUCUUUGUCGGAGGAAUCUGCUGAAGAUGAGCGGCACAGCACGAUGCCAAUGCUGGCGUCGGCUCCUCCACGACCCGCUCCCAAGGCGAAGUCUUCCUCGUUCUCAAAUUUGUUGAAGAGAAGCAAGAAGAAGAAGAGUGUAGAAGACAGUGAGGAAGAGAAGAGAGGAUCAGGUCUCGAAAAAGCGGAAGAGGAAAACGAGGACGAGGACGAGGACGAUGAGGAGGUCACGUCAGGAGCAGGGGCUGCAUCCGAAUUGGCAACUAGCCGGGGGGCUGAGGCCGUGGAGGAGCUCAUGGCAUACCCGCCGGGGGUAUUAAACCUCGACUCUGAACCCCGUGGAAGCCCGCCAUUUGUAGGGGGGUCAGCCCCCGUGCCUGCUGUUCCAACAAGGUACGAGGCAGUUGAAGAGGUUCUACCUAAGGCCAAGGCAAACGCGGCCUUAGAACGUCGGUAUAGACGCCACAGAAGCUCAAGUUCAUGGGUCCCUGGUGUCGGCUUGACGGCUGACGCCGAAGAGGAUGAGCGGAGGCGUGAGCGGCGACAUGAGCGGGAACGUGAGCAGUUACGUCAAAGGUUCGAGCCUAGAGGCUCAGCAUCGCCGCAAGGCUCGGUGAGCAGAUCUGCAGCUUCGUCGCGACCGAGUGAAUCGUCGACCCGAGAACCUUCUGUCAGAGCCGCACUGGGAGCAUCGGCAAGCUACCGGCGCUCAGCAGCGACCGACGACAGGUUACUUCUGGACGCUGCCUUAUCGGAUCAGAUAGCCAGAGACAAUGAGGUGGUGGCACGAAGAUCAGCGUCCGAUGACAGCGGCUCUCUGCCCGCGCACGAGCAUGCCGUGGCACGCACCAGACCACGCGCGGUCGGAAGCAUUCAGAGUUCCGGGAACAACAAGUUACCAGUGAAGCCGGGCCGCAAGAAGAGAUCGUUGGCAUCAAAGCGCAGCAGAUUGGAUGGCAAGGAUAACGGAAACGAAGACGAAGAAGGAAAUGACGGGGACAGAGACGGGAAUGGUCCGCCUCGCGCCAAGCUUCCCAAGGUUCAGGAAGAACAAGUCAGCGGUGCGAAGCUGGCUUGUCCGUUUUUCAAGCACAACCCGCGCAAGUACAAGAACCAGCGUCCUUGCUGUGGUCCGGGGUGGGAUCACGUUCACCGCAUCAAGGAGCACAUAUACCGCAAACACUCGCUUCCCAAAUUCUCAUGCCCGCGCUGCUCUCAACCAUUUGAGACACAAGCAGACCUCCAAGCCCAUGCUCGCUUGCUGACUCCAUGCGAAGUCAAGGAACCGGAGGUGUUGGACGGCAUCACCCAAGACCAAGAAAAGAAGCUUCGGUCACGGAAGAAGACUAGCAGUAAAGAGCUCACUGAAGCCGAAAAGUGGACACAGGUCUACAGCAUUCUCUUUCCAGACGUCAGAGAGCGAGAGAUUCCAUCCCCAUACUACAACAUAGAGGACGCCCAGACGAACCUCGGCGGAUACGAGGACUACCUCCGUCGCGAACUCCCCACCCAGGUCCGCCGACAGCUCGAAAAAGAAGUCGAGCAGCAGCUAAGCUUCGUCGAGGAAGGGAUGAAGCAAAAGGUCAUUGAGAUCGCGCGCAACCUGCAGCUCACGUUGUUCAAGAGCUACCAGCAGAUCGAGACUCAAGAGAGAGACACCGAAGGGCCGUCACCGAGCGCCGGCUACAUUUCGAAUUCUGACUUCGUCUCGUUCACCGCGACGGAUACGUCGCCGUCGACAAUGACAACUGCCGGCACGACCCCGGAGAUGCCAGACCCGUUGGAGAUUUUCGGCGGUGACCCUGCGAUCCCGGAUUUCAACUUUGACUUCUUGUCCCAGGUCCCCUCCGCAGAGUCGCAAGGGCCCCAGAAAGCCUGUGACCCGGCGUUUGGGAUUGACCGCUAUGCUACAUCGGGGCCACCCACGAUUCAACCGGGCAUGGAGAUGUUCGGAGGUCAGCAGUUCGGUAUGUCAUACUACGAUAUGGAGGAUUAUGAUGAAAGGCAGGGCACAGUCAGAGACAUGAGCGUGCUCAGCUAUGCGCCCUGA